This is a messenger RNA of Cercospora beticola, 1965 nucleotides long. Its product is annotated as RNA-binding protein. The record is from RefSeq and is a predicted model, not a curated record. Lineage: Eukaryota; Fungi; Ascomycota; Dothideomycetes; Mycosphaerellales; Mycosphaerellaceae. Gene Ontology annotation, biological process: regulation of translation. Gene Ontology annotation, molecular function: mRNA binding.
UCAACUGGGCAUAGAUGGUGUUGGGGGCCGGACGAACGCACUAACGCCAGCUCACGCUCACGCCGCGCUGUACUUUACCAUUAUAUUCACGCUCAGAUAGCUAACAAUAUGCCUGUAGAAAAAUGUUCAUCGGAGGCCUUAACUGGGAGACGACUGAUCAGUCUCUUAAAGACUACUUUUCUCAAUUUGGAGAAGUCGUGGAAUGCACUGUCAUGCGUGACGGCGCAACAGGCCGCUCUCGAGGUUUCGGUUUCCUCACCUUCAAGGACCCCAAGACGGUCAACACAGUCAUGGUCAAAGAACAUUCCCUCGACGGCAAACUUAUCGAUCCCAAGCGUGCUAUCCCUCGCGACGAACAGGAACGUACGGCAAAGAUCUUCGUUGGCGGUGUCUCACAGGAUGCGACAGAGCAGGAUUUCGAAGCCUUUUUCCAGAAGUUUGGUCGUGUGCUCGAUGCCACGCUCAUGAUGGACAAGGAUACCGGACGACCACGUGGUUUCGGAUUUGUGACGUUCGACAACGAAAUGGCUGUUGAGCGCACCCUCGAGGGUCCACUGGCCAUCCUUGGUAAGCCCAUCGAGGUUAAGCGCGCUCAGCCGCGUGGCAAGAUGGGCGAAGAAGAAGGCUCUGGCGGCCGCGGCGGUUUCGGUGGGCGUGGAGGACGUGGCGGUGGCGGCUUUGGCGGCGCUGGUCGUGGAGGAGGCGACGGUGGAUUCGGGGACAACAACCAGAUGGCCGGAGGUCCAGCUCAAUCCGAUGGAAACGCGAACCAGAUGACGCCUGCCAUGAUGGCACAAUACUGGCAACGCAUGCAGCAGUAUUUUGCUCAGAUGCAAGCUAUGCAGCAAGGAGGUGGCAUGAACCCCAUGAUGGGCGGCAUGAACCCGAUGAUGAUGCAGCAAAUGCAAGCUAUGCGUGCUGCUCAGCAAGGUGGCGGACAGAUGAAUCCGGCCAUGAUGCAGCAAAUGGCUGCCAUGCAGGGUGGUGGCGGCGGCGGCGGCUUUCCCAACUCACAGUCUCCCAUGAACGGCGGUAUGGGACGCGGCGGACCAGGCAGUGCCGGAGGAAACGGUAACGGCAACAACAACGGCGGUGGUCAGCAAGGUCAACAAGGUGGCUUCACCGCUCAAGAUCAACUCAUGUUCGAACAACAGAAAUAUGAACGCCAAACCAUGGCCCGCAUGCAAGGACAGAACUUCGGAGGCCAGAACACCUGGGAUGGAAUGUACGACGACGUCCCACCUCCGGACAACAUGAUGGGUCCCGGUGGCCACAACAACCGCGGCAACUUUGGCGGACGCGGAGGUCGCGGCGGAGGUCGUCAAGGUUCUGCUCAGCCUCCCAACGCUCCAGCCGGAGCUCCCACAGGUCCUAAGAACCCCGGAAAGCCCGGCGGAAACUACCGCGGCGGUGGUCGCGGAGGCCGCGGUGGAGGCUUUCAUCCAUAUGCGCGAGGCGGGGCCUAGGAGGUUCCGAUUUCUUUCGAGGAGGAUGCGAGUGGGCGUAGAAAGCCUGCGAUCACUACUCACGCUGCUGUCACUACUGACCGAGUCUUGCCUGGGUUGGUUUUCAGACCCAAGACGAACUUUGCCACGGGAGUGAAUGCUAUGCAGCAGCAGCAGAAGAAGAUUGGGGUGUUGAAGGGUGGGGGCGGUAUCUCCAAGCCCUAUCGGCGCACUAAGAAAUUCGAUCUGGACAGACAGAAGAAAGGCGCUAUGGAGGAGAUGGUGGGGCUGGACUAUGAUGAUGCGGAUUCGGUCAUGGAGGAAUAGGGUCUUCGAUUGCCCUAUCACCUCUGCGAAAUUGGUCAGGCGUUGCGGCUGCGGCGACUCGAUCUGAUCUGAUCACCUGCAACAAAUCCGCGGCUCUUUCUUCAUCAAUGCUUGAUGGAAAGAUGACUGGAGCAAGGUCCCGAAAAAGAAAAGAAAACUGGCGUUUCUUACUUCACAUGGCAUGACUCGGCUG